Molecule: messenger RNA, 791 nt
Organism: Impatiens glandulifera
Lineage: Eukaryota; Viridiplantae; Streptophyta; Magnoliopsida; Ericales; Balsaminaceae
Product: non-classical arabinogalactan protein 31-like
Exons: 2
Coding region: 56-613 (185 amino acids)
Source: RefSeq, a predicted model, not a curated record
AAUCCUAUAUCUCAAUUCUCAUCUCUCUUGAAUCAAUCAAGUUUAGGGUUUAUCCAUGGCCAAUUCUUCAUUCUUGCUUGUCGUGAUGAUUUUGGUCACAGUUAGCAGCAGCGGUUGCUGCUACGGAACAACUUCUACAGAUAAAAAGAAGCCAUUUACUCCUCCCCCGCCGCCGAGGCCCCGGCCGCCGCCUUUUCCUUUUACAGAAUCAUUUGAAUAUUACGUGCAGGGCCUUGUUUAUUGCCAGACCAAUCCCAACAACAGAGGAAAUAACACCCUUUCUGGUGCCAAACCCCUUAAAGGUGCGGAUCUUCGAAUAAUUUGUACAGACCCAUAUCAACCGGUAGACCAAAAGGUAGUAUCGGGAGAAGGCGGGUACUUCCAAUUCCACACUUCAAGACCCGACCCGUACUUUGUGAAGACGGACUGCAAUGUGUAUCUGAUAAAGUCGCCGUCGCGUGAAUGUAGUAAACGGAGUAAUUUUAACGGCGGCAUCUCCGGUGCACCUCUGGUUCAAGGGAACCCCUUACCAAGUCCACCCGCUCCAAAGACCUUCCUUCUCCCUAAUGUCCUUUUUCAAACUGGUCCCUUCGCCUUUUCUAAAUCGCGAUAAUCUAUAUGUAAUAAUAAUAAUAAUAAUAAUAAUAAUAAACUCUAGUACUAAUUUCUAGUUGUUGCUGCUGUUAUAUUGUUGCCACUUGCAACUAUAACACCAAAAUAAAUUUGGAAUACUUUGAUUCGGCUUAUUUUAAGUAAUGUAUGUAUUUGUCUUAUUUUAUUUACAUUAUCCA